GGAUCCUCAGAUCAGAAACUCCUCCACUCUUCACCGUCGCAGGAGACAGAGAGCAACAUGCACCGAGCAGCUGCAGCUGCCGCCGGGGCCGGUGUCGGUUCUUCCACCUCUCGGGGGAUUUACAAGCACGAGCGGACGGGGGCUCCCGGCGGAUCCGAGGCGCGGGCGGCGUUGAUCUGGUAAAGUUUUCGCGUCUGAUGACGGUGCUGCGGCGGAGCGGACGAGCCCGCGCAUCCGCCGCCGCCGCCGGCCUCCGCCGCGCUCCGUGACGCGCCGGGAAGAACCGGGCAACUUGGCACCAGAAAAGGACCAGCUGCGUAACAUCUGCCGGCUCUGGAUCCGCCGCCCACGGCUGCUGUGCGCCGUUCAGCCCGCGCAUGGACGCGGCGUCGUGAGGAGGCGCCAGCCUGCGGAUCGUCGCGCUUCGGACCUUGGCUCGUGAGCGGAUCGGGUCUCACUCAUGCAGCUGCCGCGCGUGGCCUGGGCUCUGACUGCCGCCGCGGGCUGCUUCCUGCUGCUCGUGCUGCUCCACGGCCACAUCCUGAGAGAAGGUCAGCUGGCGGCCGGCACCUGUGAGAUCGUCACUCUGGACCGGGACAGCAGCCAGCCCAGGAGAACCAUCGCCCGGCAGACGGCCCGCUGCGCCUGCAGGAAGGGCCAGAUCGCCGGCACCACGCGAGCCCGGCCGGCCUGCGUCGACGUUCGUAUCGUCCGCAGUCGGCAGUGGUGUGAGAUGACUCCGUGCCUGGACCAUGAAGGCUGUAACCUCAUGGUCAAUCAUUCGGGCUGGACCUGCACGCAGCCCGGAGGCCGGGUCAAGACCACCACGGUCUCCUGACGGCGGCGAGCAGGGCAGACUGUCCCCAGAGGAGCCCGGGUUCCCAUCAUGCAUCGCUCAGCGAGGCAUCGGAGCAUCGGAGCCGCGGGCGCCGCCGCCGCUUCCUGUGCGGCUGAACUGAGAGCAGCGGGAAGUGGACUCUGGAGACGUAACAGCCACAAUGCGCUGGAGCUCUUGUUUGGCACAGACCAAAGACAAGCGGAGCCAGAGAGGAGACGCUUUUAGGGGUCGUGGCCCCGAAACAGCAUCUGUGUAAAGAAACAAACACAUCGAUAUAAUAUAAGCGAGUGACGUGAGAGACGUGACCCUGUGCAGACGUUGAGGCUGCUGACGUUUGUUGUGGGACCCAGCGGUGGUUUGAGCUCAGCACCGCUCUGGUGGAGAAGAACCGCACUGGACUUGUUUCUGACAAACAAACGGCGGUUUGGGAAAUCCCAAUGAGCAACCAAACACGUUUACCAGGUGAAUGUACUUUUUACUGUUUACUGUUCCCACAGCUCCACACACGCAGAUUAAACAUAGUCACUGCUAAAUAAAGGGGUUUUGCUGA
Messenger RNA from Betta splendens (Siamese fighting fish), 1388 nucleotides. RefSeq names its product chemokine-like protein TAFA-5. Lineage: Eukaryota; Metazoa; Chordata; Actinopteri; Anabantiformes; Osphronemidae. The transcript has 4 exons. Gene Ontology annotation, biological process: G protein-coupled receptor signaling pathway. The record is from RefSeq and is a predicted model, not a curated record. The coding region runs from base 461 to 838 and encodes 125 amino acids. Gene Ontology annotation, molecular function: G protein-coupled receptor binding; receptor ligand activity.